This is a messenger RNA of Doryrhamphus excisus (bluestripe pipefish), 2204 nucleotides long. RefSeq names its product Yip1 interacting factor homolog B (S. cerevisiae) (gene yif1b). Gene Ontology annotation, cellular component: COPII-coated ER to Golgi transport vesicle; endoplasmic reticulum membrane; Golgi membrane. Gene Ontology annotation, biological process: endoplasmic reticulum to Golgi vesicle-mediated transport. The record is from RefSeq and is a predicted model, not a curated record. NCBI's taxonomy places the organism in Eukaryota, Metazoa, Chordata, Actinopteri, Syngnathiformes, Syngnathidae.
AUGGCGGACUUUCUGUUCCGGGCGUUCUACAUUCUGUCCAAUGGUCUGCAGUAGUCUUCAUUUAGCGUCCUUGCUUCCUAGUAGUACAGUCGCUGUUUCUUCCAAUAACUUGCGGCUGCUGCACAGUGAGCUAAUAGUAGCAACCAACUAAAUGGAUUAUACAGCAUCUCAAAAAGGUUUCAGACAACAGCCUAAUGUGCGUCUACGAAACAGCUCCACUGAUGGGUUUGAUGGCAGUCAGUUGUUUGAGGACACGAGCCGAUCUGGAUCACAGACGACACCCUUCAGGAACCAACAAAGCGCACCUCAUGACGCAGGUUUUUCGGGUCAGGCCAUCUUGACAGACCCCAUGUCGAACCUCGCCAUGGCUUACGGCAGCUCACUGGCAUCCCAGGGGAAGGAAAUCAUGGACAAGAAUCUGGACCGAUUCAUCCCCAUUUCCAAGCUGAAAUACUACUUUGCAGUGGACACCGUGUACGUGGGAAAGAAGCUGGGUCUUCUCGUUUUCCCCUACAUGCAUGAGAACUGGGAGGUGAGCUACCAACAGGACACACCCGUGGCGCCACGCUUUGACGUCAAUGCUCCCGAUCUCUACAUUCCUACCAUGGGCUUCAUCACGUACGUGCUGGUGGCUGGACUGGCCCUUGGCACACAGAACAGGUUUUCUCCCGAGUUGCUGGGAGUACAGGCGAGCUCAGCACUGGUCUGGCUCAUCAUGGAAGUUCUGGCAGUCCUCCUGUCGCUCUACCUCGUAACCAUCAACACCGACCUCACAACCAUCGAUCUGCUCGCCUUCUCUGGAUACAAAUACGUCGGGAUGAUUGUCGGCGUAGUUGCAGGACUGAUGUUUGGGAGGCCUGCAUACUACUUGUCUUUACUGUGGUGCUGUGCUGCCAUCUUUGUAUUUAUGAUCCGCACUCUGCGUCUGAAGCUGCUCUCAGAGGCAGCAGCAGAAGGGAGGCUGGUGAGAGGAGCCAGGAACCAGCUGAGGAUGUACCUCACGAUGUCGAUAGCGGCGGCCCAGCCCGUUUUCAUGUACUGGCUGACCUACCACCUCAUCAGGUAAACACACAGCUGCGGGAGGCGGAGGCCCACACAGAAGCUGCCCUAGGAUGAACACACUCUAUCAAGGUCAGCGCACAAGGUCGUGCUCCAUCCUUGCUUGGAGCAGCCACAAUAACGUGUUUGUUACGCCUUUUCCUCCCUCAGCACAGCCCCAUGUUGUUUGUACAACAUGUACAGCAUUCUUAUACUUAAAACAUUUGGCAGAGUUGUUUUUCUACACUGUGUAAUUACUUAAUUAUUUUUUUAGCAAUAUUUAAAUAUGUAUGUCUGUUAGGAACUGCUACGGUCUAACGUCUUCUAAGUGAUUCUUGUGAGCCAACAAGAGAGCACGCACACUUUCACGGGAAGCGAUGGACUGUACUGAUAAGAAAAGUCUGCUCUGAAAGUGUUUCAUCCGGACUAAAAUGUUUUAUGGUUGUUAGUGCGGUCGUGCGCUCACAUUGUGACAUUUGUGUGCUUUGCAUCAUGUUUUCAUGCCUGGCUGCCCGGUUAUGAAAGUCGAGUUGGACCUCACCAUCAAGUGGCGAUGUCGUUUUGAUAUCAUUUUAACAAAAGAACAAAAAAAACAUUGUAACUGUAUUUGUUUCUUUUCAUAUUGAAAGUCAGAUGGAAUAAAGGAAAUGAUGAAGUAGUCUAAUUUAAAAAGUGUGCUUGGUUGGAUUUGAAUAAGGGGAGAUGGCUGUUAACUGUUUUAAAUGUAAUGUGGAAUUAUCCUUUAUUGCAUAUCGGCAGGUACCAACAGAUCAUCUUGUUUACGCUGGUUUUGUGCUAAUAAAAUGCAGAUGAAUUGUGUUUUUCUCAGAUAUUAAUGAUAGGGCUCGACUGAUUAAUCAGCGGAUUAUAGCCAUUAGAGAAUAGAUUAAGUUUAAUUAAAAAAAAAAAAAAAAAAAACAGCCUAGCCCAACACUUGGACUGGGACUAAUAAGAACAACUGGUACUGCCGGGGCAUGUCGAAGUCAGUGUCCUAAUUAUUUCAUUUGAUCUCCCAUUGUUUACGUCAUAUAUUUGAUUUAUGUUCAAAUUCUUCAUAUGCUGCUUGUUUCACACAAUUUCUGAUAAUAAAGUAUUUUAAAGUAGUAAAAUGUUGUCUGUGUUAGGAACUAUAUUUAAUGCCUUUUUUUAUUGAAAAAUGUACAAAU